AUGAUUAGCCAAAAACUCGAUCCACAGUCCAGAAAGGAAUGGGAACUCUACAUAGGAGAUGUUUCACAAGAAUUACCUAAACUAAGUCAAUUUAAUGAUUUUUUGGAACAUAGAUAUAGGGCAUUGGAGUUUAUAGAUCCAAAAAUGAAUAAACAAUACACUCGUAAUAAUGAUAUAAAGGCACUUCAUGUCUCAAAUGCAAUCUCUUGUGGUUAUUGUUCUGGAGACCAUAAAUUAUAUAAUUGUAAAAAGUUUGCUAAUGAAGAUGUUCACUCACGUCGUAAUUUUGUCCAACUUAAAAGGUUAUGUUUUAAUUGUCUCGGACUGAAUCACUCGGUAUAUUCGUGUCGACAGUCUACCAGAUGUCGUAUAUGUAAGAGAAAACACCAUUCUCUUCUGCAUACUAUGGAACCUUCUAGAUCAGAUGAGGAGAUCAAAGCUGUUAAGUCGGUUAGGGAAGUUUCAUCAACCUCCUCACAAAGCGAGACCAAUAAUGUAAUUUCUUGCCAUUCAAAUAUUUUUAGCCAAGUUUUACUUGCAACUGCUAUGGUAAAAAUUAAGGCGAGGAAAGGUAAUUUUAUACUGUUUAGAUCUUUAUUAGAUCAAGGAUCGCAGGCGUCAUUUAUUACUGAAGCUGCAGUCCAAAUGUUAGGGUUAAGAAAAAUACCUAAUAGGAGUAUCAUAUCAGGGAUAGGUGGAGAGGAAGAAUCUAAACUUUCUUCAAAAGCGAUGGUAAUAGUAAAUAUACAGUCUCGCACUAAUCCUAAUUUUAUUAUCACGGUUAAGGCUCAUGUUCUGAGUAAAUUGACCGCUCUCCUUCCAGAGAAAAAUGUCACAGUGGAAAUGAUUACGACACUUCCGUCUACAGAGUUAGCAGAUCCGUCAUUUAAUAUUCCAAAUAAGAUAGAUUUGCUACUAGGGGCAGAUGUUUAUGGCCAGAUAUUGUUAGAAGAUGGUUGCGAUUCAGUGUGGGCUGUAAAGCUUCUGCCGGUGUCUAAAAGCAUACCAAGUACGCCAUUGUAUUCACCAGCGAGCGUCGGUAACAUUUGUUUCUUAUAUAGCCGUAGGAAAGCGAUC
Messenger RNA from Brenthis ino (lesser marbled fritillary), 1077 nucleotides. The record is from the annotation of a GenBank genome assembly. NCBI's taxonomy places the organism in Eukaryota, Metazoa, Arthropoda, Insecta, Lepidoptera, Nymphalidae.